CAUGUGCGUGCAUAAAGAUGGCGCCCCGUCCUCUGCGCCUGCGCAGUGCGCUUUCCCGGAAGAGCUUGUCGGUGGGCUCCUUGAGUGAAGUCCUUACGGUGGUGCGUCGGUGCGUGACUAUCAGACCACCGCAUAGGAUGUCUGCAGGGCCGAAGAAAGCUUAUGCCACAGCUUUGAUUAAAGAUGACUUCAUUUUUCGCUCAAGAAGUUCGCCUUUCUAAAAGACAUGAGGAAAUAGUAUCACAAAGAUUAAUAUUACUUCAACAAAUGCAGAAUAAAUUUGGAAAUCAAAACACAGAAAAGGGAUCACAACUGCAAGCAGCUGAGACUGCUUUUAAAAGGAAUCUUAGUCUUUUAAAGGAUAUAGAAGCAGCAGAAAAAUCUCUGCAGACCAGGAUUCACCCAGAUCCACGGCCUGAAGUGGUUUCUCUUGAGAUUCAGAAGCUGUUAUGGUGUGGAUGUGAGGUGUCCCGGAGAAGCUUACGUGUGAGACAAUGAAAGGUUCAGAGGAGACAUGACUGGGUUGUGAGAGCCUUAACCCAACCAGAAUGAACACGUGAUACCAUUCUGGCCAAUGAGUUAGAAGAGCAAGACCACUGGCAGGAUUUCUGAGAAAGGCUCUCUUGGUCCAAGGAGAAAGACUUUGUUCAUCUAGAAAUUGCUGGAGCUGCUCCUGAGGUUGUAACUUCAAUAGCUUUUUUUUUUUUUUUUUUUAAACCAACCUAAAGGCAAACUUGGCGGAGAAGGUGGCCAAUCUGAAAGAAUCUCACCUCUGCCUCCGGGUUUCUUGUAAUAUGAGGUGCUCAGUGUCCUUACAUGCAUGCUACUUGUAACUAAGAGUUCUAAAGGACACAUAGGCUUUAUAGUUUCAGGCACAACUUCAAAUCCAUUAUUUGUGAGCUUCAACUCAGAAUGGAUCUAUGCAAAAUGAUUAAAUAUCAAUUUUUUUUUUUAAAGAAUGGAUCGAUGCAACUCUAAAACAGCUGGUCAUCUCAGUUCAAAAACAAAAAGAUAAAUGUAUGAGUCCAUGUGAUGUCAAGGGAAGCGUCUAAAGGCACAAGUCUCUGGAAAGUUUUGAAGUAUAUUAACAGAGUUGAACACAGAGGGGGGGAAAAAAUAGACAAAGGAGUGAUAGGUAGGUUAACCCUAUUAGAACAAACGGGAAGGACCUCACACACCUCCACUUCCCACAUCAUUAUUUCUAAUUCAUUUAGAGGCAGGCCUGUUAACUUGUCAGCUGCUACCAAGAAAGAUCUCAGCAUUCUGGCUUAAUGAGGAGACAAGCUGUACUCUCAAAAGGCUGUCCAAAUGGCUAAAGUUCUGAACACAUCCAUGAGAUGGUGUGACCCAUGUAUUUCCCCACAUGGUUCUGCACAGUGGAGAUGAGCCAGCCAUUUCUGCAGUUAAGUAUCAGCAGAGGAAGAGAUGCUGAUCCCAUCUCCUGCUCGGAGAGACAGAGAGUCUAAAGAGAAGAUAGAGAUUUGGCAACAGUUCUUUUUAUGGUUAAGGGGAGAGUAAGCCACCUUCCUUUUACCACUGGGCAACACCAAGCAGAACUAUCCCUUGCCGUCUUCACCGCGAGUGUCUAAAUCAAUUCUUUUCCAUUUCUAAUGUUUGGAAAGGCCUGCCUGGUGGAAGGAGAGGUGGGUAGGACGUGGUUUCCGUUUUUCAGAGGGGUAAUGUGAAGAUAAUGUGUUUUGACUCUAAAAACAUCUUGAGCUCCUUGAAAGAAAGGAACUAUGUGAUUUUAAAAUGAGAAUAAUGAUAUAUUUUAUGUAAAAGAGUGAUAUGCUUGGCUUAUGAUAUUUAAAGCAAAAUGAUCACAGCAUAUGUUUGUUUUCUGUGAUCUGGGAAGUAAUCUUCGAUUUCAGAACAGUGCCUGGCCCUGCUGAUACAGGUUGAAGGACUAUUUGUUAAGCCGUGGCUAGGAAAAAUUUUUAAAAAGUUUAAAAGGAUGAUGACAUAUUAUUGUUUCACCGGAACGACAGGGGAAAAGGCUUAUUAUUAUUUCAUCUGAAUGGGGGAAAAGGCUUUUUUAACUUCUAAAACUUCUAAAUAAGCCUAAAGUCUUGUUGCAUGCUAUAACAUUAGAAUAAAUUAUUUCUAUUAUUA
Molecule: messenger RNA, 2112 nt
Organism: Ictidomys tridecemlineatus (thirteen-lined ground squirrel)
Lineage: Eukaryota; Metazoa; Chordata; Mammalia; Rodentia; Sciuridae
Source: RefSeq, a predicted model, not a curated record